UGGACUGCUGAUAAGAUAAAGAAUUGGUAAAACACUCCAAAAGAAGUAGUUCAUAGUGCUGAUUUCGGCAUCUUGUUGCUUGUGUUUAAUAUACAGAACUGUAUGAACUUGUAGUUAUGAAUUUAAUUGUAUAUUCAAUUUAACGGGGGAAAAAUACGCCAACCAAUUUGUGAAAAACAAUCUUCAAUUUAAAAGGAGCUUGAUUUUAAAGCAUCACCAUGGAAAAAGUGUUGUUCGGAGAUGUCUUCACUAAAACGCUGAAGAAUGUCUGGAAAAUACCAACAGUUACCAUUGAUGAUCCGAUAUUCCGCUUGCAUUAUAAAUUUACUGGUUUGGCUCUUUUGUUUUGCAGCUUAUUGGUUUCCGGAUACCAAUUCUUCGGCAACCCUAUUAUGUGCAUUCAAAGAGAUCAGAUUCCAGAACAGCUUUUGAACACCUAUUGCUGGAUAGAAGGAACUUUCACUCUACCCAAAGCUUUGUCGAAAAUCGUCGGCAAGGAGAUCGUUUAUCCGGGAGUAGAUUCACACAAAGAGGGCGAUGAAAUCACCGAACAUUCGUACUAUCAGUGGGUUUGCUUCGUUCUUUUCUUGCAAGCACUGAUGUUUUGUGUGCCCUAUGUAAUCUGGAGAUCGAUGGAAAACGGUAGAAUGAAGCUGAUGAUCCAAAAGCUCCAGUCUCCUAUUCUAGAAGAGAAAGACAAAGGUCCGUGCUGUUCUAGUGUGGCAAGUUAUUUCCUGGAAGGAGAGGGCAAACACGACAAUCGAAGCUAUGCCUUGAAGUUCCUGUUCUGCGAGAUAUUGAAUUUCAUCAACGUCGUGGGCCAAAUCUACUUCAUCAACAGGUUUCUCGGUGGCGAGUUUACGAGGUAUGGCGUGGAUGUUGUCCGUUAUGUCAACGACGAACAACAGGAUCGUAUCGAUCCCAUGAUCAGAGUGUUCCCGCGUGUGACAAAAUGUACUUUCCACAAAUAUGGUUCAUCAGGAACUGUGCAGAAACACGACGCUCUGUGCCUGCUGCCGUUGAAUAUCCUGAAUGAGAAAAUAUUUGUGGUAAUGUGGUUUUGGCUUGUAAUACUUGCCAUCGUAGGCGGAUGCUUGAUCAUGUACCGUAUCACAGUCAUGAUUUCUUCUCGAAUGCGUUUCCUGUUGCUCACUUAUAUCGCCAGUCUUACCUCAAGGGAGGAUCUGAGAUUUCUCAUCAAUAAGUAUUCAUAUGGUGAUUGGUUCAUGCUGUACCUCUUAGCGGAUAACAUUGACAACAUUCAUUUCCGCGAGAUCGUUAUGUGCAUGAAGAAGAACUGCAAUGAUAAAGGACCCAAAUCUGUUGUUGAGAUCGAUGCUGUGUUGGAGAUAGAUGAUGUGGACAAAGGAAAAGCUGAGUCUAAACUUUUGUUGGAAAAGGAAGGGAGAAAUAAUGAUGAAAGCUCUGUUUAAAUGUGCAGAUAAAUGACUAAUUAAUAUGCAUUUUUGAAAACCAUUUCAAUGACUCAUACUUCAUAGUUAUGUGACACUCGUGAGUAGGGUCUAAAUAUCUUUGCUGCCAAUUUUGAUACAUGACCACAAGUUUUAAUUUUUUUCUUGCCAAAUUUUGCAUCAUUAGUUACUAGAUUAGCAUUUCAUCACUAAUGAACUGUUUAUAUUCUAGCUAAAGGUAUAUUCAAUUAACAAAUAUCAUUAUAUGUGCAUGUUUUAAGGAAAAUAUUUUGUCGAAAGAAAAGUUGGCUCUUUAUCAUUCAAAGCCGUCAGUUAAGUAUGAAAUAAUGCUCUCUGUAUUGAAGUGUUUGAUAUUUAUAAUUUUGGCAUUUUAUGUUUCUAGACAGAAAUAAAAG
Uloborus diversus is the source of this 1828-nucleotide messenger RNA. Its product is annotated as innexin inx2-like. NCBI's taxonomy places the organism in Eukaryota, Metazoa, Arthropoda, Arachnida, Araneae, Uloboridae. Gene Ontology annotation, cellular component: plasma membrane; gap junction. The transcript has a single exon. The record is from RefSeq and is a predicted model, not a curated record. Bases 219 to 1433 code for a protein of 404 amino acids. Gene Ontology annotation, biological process: phototransduction. Gene Ontology annotation, molecular function: gap junction channel activity.